AUGGACGGUACUUACGAAUCCGUCGGAGACACUGUGGUCGCUCCUCUGCGGCGACAACCCUCACCUGCGAAGUCUUCAAAGGAUUCUUGGGUAGAGCUUGGUCCUCGAAGACGAGUGGGACUAGUCACGCUUUUGCCGGCUUUCGUCAUCUUCAUAUGCUGUAUUUCGUUGCCAGUAGCGCUCCUCGCGUACUUGCUUGCACAUCGGGUGACUUCCGCGUCGCCCGAUGAUGCCGCGCUUUUUGCAGGAGCCAUUGUGGCUGUUGAAGGCGUGAAGGAUGCAGUCUAUUCCCCUAAUUCGAACGAUGCCAUUGAGCAGAGUACACUUUAUGGAUUGGCUGUCACAUCAAUUAUCAGCCACCUGAUAUCGCUCACCGUACCUCCACUAAUGGGACUCUUAGCGUUUCGUGUGGCUGCGCAUUGGAUUCAAGGAGGCAUCUGCGCUGUAGGUGAGGAGCGAAAAUCAAACACCUUUACCCCAGUCCAAUUUGGACUACUCCUUAAGAUAUAUGGAUCAAGCAGCAUCUUUAGUUUAAUCCAAUCUGGAAGAUACCUUUACAGGGAGCGUCGCACCAGCGCUAAGCGGUCGCCCAUCAUGUGGAGUUUUAUUCUCCUUGCCGUGGUAUUGCUGAUUUCGCAUGCUGUUGGCUUCUGCGAUCUGUGGCUCCACACUGUCUCUGGAACAGUACUCUGCACUUCCUUGGUCCCCGUAGACGAUAUUUCUUCGAUGAAAUACAGUACAGCAAUCAAUUCCUCGAUUUGUCCUUAUCCUGGCUAUCAGCAAAAUGUAAUGGGCCCGGGUUCAGCGGAGAAUUUAACUGGAGAAAAUUGCUUAGCCUAUUAUAACUUCGUAUAUGGCUUCGCACCAUCGGGACCUGGCUGGGGAGUUGCGUAUGAUCCCAAUGUUGUUGCGGAGAGCGUCGCCACGUCAAACAAUAUGUCGUCGUCAUAUACCGUCAUCAUUGCCGAACCUCACGAGAUCGCUGUCUUCGUUCCCGCUUCAAUAUCAAGUACGGGAUUGCACAACUUCUCUGCGAACUCGUUCGGUCUUUCCGCAUCUUGUACUUUACCAAAAUGCGGAAAUAUCGACACCGGACCUCCGGAAAGCACCGAUGGCGGACCGUUUGCGUGCAACGAUUUCUCCCCGCCAUACAAUGCUACGCUCUACGACUCGACCACAUUUCUGUACGAUCCAAAUGGAUUCGUGCAGCAGCCUGACUGGUCAAAUGGCACGGGAAGCAACCCUUUUGGUUUCUUCAUCCAAAUGAUGUUUGCGUUACCCGCUAUGGGCUUGCAGACGUCUGGCCUCAAUGCGUCUAGCAGCGUAGGAAGCCCUGGCUGGUACUACAGUCCUGCUCAAGAGAACGUGGCAUAUUUAACGACUUGCACAAUCUCCAUCUAUAAUGUGACACUUGCAUAUUCCAACAACACCUAUUCAGUCAGCGAUGCAACUCUCGCAGAUUUCAACACCACUUCAGCAUUCUCUGCCGGUUUCAUUGACUAUAUGUCUGGCGAGUAUCUUAUUCCCCAGCUCCUGAACAUCUUGCAGGGGGAGAUCCAGUCUCCUGGCUUUGCGACCCUGCUGCAGAGUCAGCUGAUGCUUCGUUCACUUGCACUUUCCGCUGGUCUGGUACAACCCAGUUCUGUGAAUAGCGCGUACGGUGUCACCCAAGAAAUCGCCUCCCGUUACCCCAUAGCCCCUCUUGUGACCUUUCUUGCACUGCUCUUCCUGUAUGGUGGCGUGGCUUUAGCCAUCAUCCUGUGGACCAGCUUCUCCGUCGCGGAGUCUCUCAUUGUUUGUCAUACUGAUGACAGAAAGCAGUCUCACAAUGCUCUGACAUUAGCGCAAGCAAGACUGACGGACCCUCUAGCGGUGCUGGCUGACGUAUUUCGCUGGGGCGACUCAAGCGACGAUGAGGACAGCGAGGCGGAUGAGGAUUGGAGGAGCUUUCAGAGCGACUCGUUGGAAAUGUUCGGGCCGGAACGAGGAAAGGCAGAAGUCUCUUUCGGCUUGGAUCCGAUGUCGCCGGGCCUUCGUGUCGGAUUAGUGAGGAGACGCAUUGCGAGCGGCCUGGAUGCUGACAGCGAAGCGGAAAGGGCACGGCAGAGUACCGAUAGCUAG
Molecule: messenger RNA, 2121 nt
Organism: Fibroporia radiculosa
Lineage: Eukaryota; Fungi; Basidiomycota; Agaricomycetes; Polyporales; Fibroporiaceae
Exons: 4
Coding region: 1-2121 (706 amino acids)
Source: RefSeq, a predicted model, not a curated record